Musca domestica (house fly) is the source of this 391-nucleotide messenger RNA. RefSeq lists its product as uncharacterized. The record is from RefSeq and is a predicted model, not a curated record. NCBI's taxonomy places the organism in Eukaryota, Metazoa, Arthropoda, Insecta, Diptera, Muscidae. Bases 75 to 383 code for a protein of 102 amino acids. The transcript is spliced from 2 exons.
GUGUCAGGUUCACUUUAUCAUCCUCCACAAUGUAUAAUUUUCGACUUCAUUGGGAGUUUAGCUAAAAUAACUUCAUGAUUUGUCAUACAUACUACAUUACCUAUAUUGAUUUGGAUGAUUCGAGUCUAAUUCAGACCGAUAAGAUGGACAAUAGCAAUAUCGAUCAGUUGAAAACCUUGUAUAAUGCUUUGCAACAGAAAGUGCAACAACACAGCCAAGUGGCAGCCAUGGAGCAAGAGCGAAAAUUGGAGAUAAUGCAGCUACUGCAUGAUUUCAACGACGUCAAAGAUGCAGCACAAAUAGUUUUGGGAGCUUUGGCCAAUUUGGAGUGUAAGACCAUUAAGGAAAUGCAUUUAAUAUAUAACUUACCACUCAAUGAAUAGGGAAAUAA